UAUAUAUUGGAGGAAUCCCGAUGAUUAAUGUCGCUGACCCUGACAUUUUGAAGGAGGUUUUGAUUAAAGACUUUCAAACUUUCACAGACAGAUUGGACUUUGAUCUCAACGACUACCCACUCACCACCAAUCUGUUCAAUGCGAAAGUUGCUACCUGGAAGAGGCUACGGAAAAUCAUUAGUCCUACAUUCAGUGGCGGCAAACUCAAGAAGGUGUGCAAUAUUGAUUAAAUCUUUUAGUGCCAAAAAGCUGACAAAGAACUUUGUUCGUGCUGCUGAGAAUGGAGAAGUAGUUGAUUUGAAACAGUACUUUGGGGCCUUCACCAUGGAUGCCAUUGGCAGCACUGCAUUCGGGAUUGACAUCGAUUCACAAAACGACUUCAACAACAGCUUCAUCACUGAAACCAAGAAAGUGUUUGAUAAUGCAUUUCUGGCCAACCCAGCUGUUCUUGUGAUAACGCUGUUCCCCGAACUCACACCCUUGAUGAAGAUGCUGGGAAUGCAUGCUGUCCCAAAGUCAACCAAGAAGUUCUUUACACAAGCCGUCACAGAAAUGAUAAAACAGAGAAGAAGUGAACCCAAGGAGGAGAGAGCGAGGCGGGUUGAUUUUCUGGAGCUAAUGUUGAACGCCGAGGAUGAUGCUGAUGACCAUCAUGGAGCCAAGGUUUCGGAUGAAGCCACAGAGAAGUCAGACAAUACGCUGACGAUGGAUGAAGUGAUUGGCCAGGCGUUUGUUUUUUUCCUGGCUGGAUACGAAACCACGGCUAGCACGCUGCACUUCAUUGGCUACAUCCUGGCAACUCAUCCAGAUGUGCAGGACAGGCUCGUAGAGGAAGUAGCAUCAGUACUUGGAGAUGAAGAACCUGAUUAUGACAAUAUCCACGGAUUGGUGUACAUGGAUCGGGUGAUCAACGAAACUCUGAGACUCUACCCAGUGGUUCCAGCAGUUAACCGCUACAUUUCCAAGACCACCACAAUCAAGGGAUGGACAUUUCCUAAGGGGGCAUUCGUCAACAUCCCCAUUGUCAUCAUGCACAGAAACCCAGAGAUCUACCCAGAACCCAAGAAGUUCAAACCUGAGAGGUGGGAGAAAACGUCUGAGAUCAACCCUAUGCUCUAUCAGCCAUUUGGACAUGGACCGCGACAGUGUAUCGGAAUGAGGCUGGCCUUGAUAGAGGUCAAGGUUGCUCUUGUCAAUCUGAUCAGGAACAUCCGCUUUGUAAGACUGGAGGACACACCGGAUGAACUGACAGAGUUUGUUACCACAGGAGUUUUUGCACCCAAGAAACCAAUCAAGCUGAAAGUUGAACUACGUUGAGAACUAGGUGAACUCAACAAAAAGCAAGAAUCAUUUUCUGUAUUAUCAAGAAGACAAAAUGAAGAGAAUGAUUUCAUCGCUACAUCAUGACAUGCUAAUUUUCUCAGGAACUCUUGUUCAGAUGUCCACUGAACAGUACCUGUUAAAUUGUUUUUGGCUUUUGAAAGUUUUGAUAUUGUUUCAAGAACAGUUUUGUUUCAAUUCCAAGGCCUCCCGAGGUGGCACAAUUGUAUAAAGAGCUUGACCGACUUUUGUAGUGUGCACUUAUCGAUAUUUAGACAUUCACAAAGCUGAACUUCUUGUCUGACAUAUAUACAAGCUUCCCUUCUCAUUACGCGGGUCUCGGGUCCAUAGAUGACCCCCGCGUUUUACGCAACACAGAAUAAAGGCCAAGUAAAAUCAUAUUUUCCAUGUGCAUUGCAUUACUGCUAUUUCGUGUAUUGUGCCCAGUCAAAACUGUUGUAUCCUCGGAGGUGAACAAACAAACUUUGUGAAUGAAAA
Molecule: messenger RNA, 1818 nt
Organism: Haliotis rubra (blacklip abalone)
Lineage: Eukaryota; Metazoa; Mollusca; Gastropoda; Lepetellida; Haliotidae
Product: cytochrome P450 3A19-like
Exons: 11
Coding region: 139-1317 (392 amino acids)
Molecular function (GO): steroid hydroxylase activity; heme binding; iron ion binding
Source: RefSeq, a predicted model, not a curated record